AUGGAAGCACAGAACGCUAAUUCCCUGGUCAAGACCAUUGACUUUGGGGAUUUCCUGGAAGGGAAUGACUCCAAGCGUGUCGCCAGCGAAAUCCUUGAAUCGUUCAAGUCAAUCGGGUUUGUUUGCCUCACGAACCAUGGACUGCAGCAGGAGAAGGUGGACAAGAUGUUUGAAUGGUCCAAACGUUUCUUUUCGCUUCCCAUGGAGACGAAGCAGCUGGCGCCUCACCCGCCCUCUGGGACACACCAUCGAGGAUAUUCUGCGCCCGGGGUAGAACGUAUCAGUCAACACGUAUACGACGAAGCUGAGCUGGAAGCGCUGCGAUUGAAAGGCCAAGAUGUGAAGGAGAGCUUCGAGGCUGGUCGUGAAGACGAUCCUCUUAUGCCCAAUAUCUGGCUUCCAGAUGGUGUCCUACCUGGAUUCAAAGAGGCGUGCCUCGAGUUCUACUGGGCUUGCUACGAGCUCGAGAAGAGCAUUCUGCGUGCCAUGGCGGUGGCUUUUUCGCUCCCGGAGGACUACUUCAUUCAAUUCCACAAGGUGGCAGAUAACCAAGUUCGACUCCUGCACUAUCCUUCGAUUCCGAAUGCCCACCUAGCAAGCGAAGCGUUCUCGAGAAUUGGAGCGCACUCGGAUUUCGGCACCAUUACACUCUUAUUUCAAGACGAAGUGGGUGGACUAGAAGUCGAGGACCCUCAUAACCCAAACACGUUCUUGCCCAUUCCGGUCAUACCUAACUCGGUCGUCGUCAAUGCUGGAGACUUCAUGGCGCGAUGGUCCAACGACGUUAUUAAGAGCACUAUCCACCGUGUUCGAUCUCCCCCUGGAUCAGACAUCAAUGGCGAAGCACCCGAGCGCUAUUCGAUCCCUUAUUUCUGCUGCUGCGAUCUCGCCACUGUCGUCGACGCUGUCCCUGGAACCUGGGAUGAAACCAACCCCAAGAAAUACAAACCCAUCUCGGCGAAGGAAUAUAUCUUGAAAAGACUUGCAGCUCUGUAUUGA
This is a messenger RNA of Coprinopsis cinerea okayama7#130, 999 nucleotides long. Its product is annotated as thymine dioxygenase. The record is from RefSeq and is a predicted model, not a curated record. The transcript is spliced from 11 exons. Bases 1 to 999 code for a protein of 332 amino acids. Gene Ontology annotation, molecular function: dioxygenase activity. NCBI's taxonomy places the organism in Eukaryota, Fungi, Basidiomycota, Agaricomycetes, Agaricales, Psathyrellaceae.